This is a messenger RNA of Fonsecaea nubica, 3936 nucleotides long. RefSeq lists its product as hypothetical. Bases 1 to 3936 code for a protein of 1311 amino acids. NCBI's taxonomy places the organism in Eukaryota, Fungi, Ascomycota, Eurotiomycetes, Chaetothyriales, Herpotrichiellaceae. The record is from RefSeq and is a predicted model, not a curated record. The transcript has 2 exons.
AUGGGGAAACCGAAAGGUAAAAGCGUCAAGUCGGUGACGGCUGACGCUCCCCAAGAGUUACAUUCCGAGCCGUACUCUGUUCCCAGGCCGACCAGCCCUUUGAGAGCCGCCGAUGGCCAUAAUGUUGACGGUUGGGCCGACGAGGACAUACGAACUUACAAUGAAUUGCUCAACGAAAGAGCAAAACUGGAAAAGGAAAAAAACGAACUGGAGCAGAAAUCCUCCAGACAUCAGACGCAGAGGGCCUUGCUAGAUGAAAAUGCCACAGCCCUUGACAAGCUGUUCAAAUCCCAGCUAGGAGGUGAUUUCAAAUUCACGGGUGCAGGGACCUGCUGCUUGGACGUUGAUGUGAAGGGAGUCGAAAGGACCAGAGGUGCUGCAGGCUCUUGCAAACACGAAAUUUGCCUACGGGCUAAGACGAAAGGGAUUUCUUGGAUGGAGAUGGACACGAUAAAAUAUUACCACGCAAGAAUCAUGGCCGAGAAGUCGCAAAGAAUGCAAAACGCGCUGCGCAAACAGAGAGACGUGGAAUUAGUGCGUGUCAAGAAGGAUGAUGAGGAGGAAGCUGCCUUGCGAGCCCGCAGAAAUGCGAUUUUGGACAAAGCCACUCGCAGUAGUCUGCCUUCCACGCCGACAAUCAAGGAUGACAAAGGCGGCGCCGCGUUGGAGACCUCAGCGCUGGAUCUACUCCCUAUGGCAUCCAAAGAUUUUCUGCUGGAUCCCAAGAAUAGCGCCAUUCUGGAAGCCGCCAAGGAGAACGAGCACAUCGUGCGCAGAAUUCGGGGACGGCUGGAUAAAAUUCGACACGACGUUAAUGCCGGAAGAGUUUCACCCGCGGAUGCUCGUGUGAAACUAGACCAAGCGAAUUCUGAGAUGGCGGAAGCUGAGAGGAAGAAUAACGAGUUCCGGCAGAUGAUUCUUGAUGCCGAACCUGCGCUUUCACAACUUCACCAGCAUUCUGCCCCCGCAGGGAAUCGCACAACUCCCAACACUCCGGCAAGCUUGACUACGGUGCUUCAGAACACUUUAGCAACAUCCAACGCUGACGCCUUCUCUCAAGCCCUCAGUGUGAUGAAGGGUUUCUUCAGUGCCUCAGAUCCACAUGAUGUCCAAACCGCUAUCACAGAUUUGCGCAGCGUGCUGGAACUCAACGGCCCGAUGUCUCCUGUCUUACAAAAGUCCUUCAAGGCUCUUGAAGAGAUGCUCGCGAAACCUAAUGCCAAAGGAUUCACGGUCGAUGUCACCACCGGCGAUGGAAAGACGAGGACAUGCAAUAACGUGGUCGAGGUCAUGAUGAACCUCCGGUUAAAGAUGCAAGCCUCUGACAAUCCCUCCGCGGCUGCUGACCCUGAUCUGAAUCUUGACGAAGACACGAUCAAGGCCAAUCUUGAAUGUAUCAAGGUUGAAGAUGCUGCAAAGCACUACAUGCUGAAGAUGGUGGAGAGGAUGCCUGGAGCCACCACGGCCAGUGUCACCAGCGCCCUCAAGAAACUCAAGGCAAAGGCUAUCCUAAAAUCGCCCAUCCCACCACUCUCCGAUAUCGUUCUUGACGAUGUGAUUAGUGACAUACUCUUCCAACGAUCGGUCGAUGCUCUGGUCGCUGAAGCAGCCAAAGGUGCCAGCCUGGCACAACUAUCUGGAAAGGUGACCUCACUUGUCAUUUCGACCUCCCGAAACAACCCAGGGAAGUAUCUAGCGACUUUGAACAUGACGAAAGAUGCCAUUAUGAAGGGGAAGAAGCUCCCACCCGAUGUACUUCUCGAGGCCAUCUCAAAGGUGGAAGCCUCCAUGACACAGUUCGUCAAAGCCUAUGGGGAGAAAAUAAAACAGAUCGACGCUGAGGAAAAAGCCAACCCUAGCCCAUCUCCCAAGCCCGAUCUGGAGAUUCACCAUCUUCUGGAGGGCUCUCAUGUGGACAAAAAGGCUUUCGAGCUGUUCAAAAAGUUCUUGCGCACUCCAUCGGCAAAUGACCCUGCGGUAUUGCGCGCCCGUUUCUGCGAAUAUCAUCAUAUGUAUCUUGAAGAGGGCAUGUGGAACAUGCUUCACGUUGUGCUAAACCAGCAAACCUCAGGCAAAUUCUGGUGGGCAAAUUGGGAGGCCGAAAAGAAAUAUUGUAUCGAAAACAUGCAGGUUGCCGCCGCUACGCCAGUACCAAAAGUUGCGGACUUUGUCUUGCAGCUGCAGGAACUCGGCAUCUGCCCUGCGAGGGCUGCGAUCAUACUUACACAGCGCAUCGCAUUACAGAUGAGGCAGGACUCCGAAGCCGCCAAAAUCAACAUCAUGACUCUCCGAGACAUCUAUGCGGAUUGUGAAUCUCUCAAGCACAAGGAAUGGGCUCGGUCUUUCAACUUUAUCGGACGAGCGAUGGCAGACACCUUUGCAAUGUUGAUGUUUGAAUUGGUCGGGCAGGUCAAUUUCGAGAUCGCGAUCAUGGCUGCAGACUUCCUCGCGUUCAUUUGCACUUUCGUCCUCGGUUCAAUGGACGCCAUAAGAGCCGAACUUAACCUCCGCUACCUCGAGCAGUUCAUUCUCAGUACUCUUAUGGAAAGUCGUACCCCUAUCAACAAGUGCCGGGACAUCUUUUCCCGAUGUCAAGCGACAUUCUCCCGUUAUGCCACUGAAAAGUUUGCAUCACUCGUCCCUGCACCGUUGAAGGUGAACAAAAAAGCAAAGGAGACCCCAGAAAAGCCUACGUCGAAUUCAACUAAAACUGGCACUGCGCCCCCACGACAUGUCCGCAUUCGAGUGACCGUAAAGGCAUAUUGGGACGUGGCAAAAAUUCUCACGCCGCACUUGAAAUGUAUCGAGCGCAACAAGAAGAACAAGAAGAGUUGUCUCUGCAGUCGAGCUGAUCAGGAAUUUGCCGAAGAAAUUCAAGUCCUCAAGCAUGCUCUCGAUAUCAAUCUGGCUGAACUUGAGACCAUGGUCAACAAAGGCUUAAAUCCUCCCAAGGACUUAUGGGAUAUGCUGGAGAAAAAUGCCUUGGCUUUGCACGAACGCCCUGCAACCUAUGAGGGAAACCAGAGAAGAAUAACAGAGUUGAGAGCAAAAGUAGGAACCGCUCGAUUUACGAAGAUUCCUCCUCCCAACGAACCAGUGGCCAAGGACGUGACAACCACGCAACGGCAGCUCAGCCUCAAGUCAGUCCCAGUUAAUGUCCCCAGCAUCCAAAACAACCUAUCAAGCAACACUUCAGAGAAGGGUAAACUUGAGAAGGAUGCCACAGAGAGUCACUUGGAACACCAGCAUGAGGCAUCGUUCCAAAGCGAACCAGGUGCAGAGACUAAGUCGGUUUCCACAGCCGAUCAGGACGACGAAUCCGAUUGGCACAUGACGGAGCGAGAACUUGAGAUCAGAGACCAGCUGCUCACGUUCUCCGACAGCGUAGACAUGAUGCACUCAUUUGCGUCUGUCAUACACCAUGGUGCCAACGAUCUCGGGCUUGAUGGUGUGGCGUGGCAAAUUGAAGACAUGCUCAUCGGCCACGUGGAAAUGGCGUGGAUUAUUGCAAAAGCUCAGGGCUAUAGCGGACUGCAAACUUGGAUGGAGUAUUAUUACGCACAAACCAUGCCCACCCCUUUGGGGGAGAACUUCAAAGUGAACGGCACCGGCGAUUACGGUCAUGAUGGAAGCCUUGCCGACGCGUAUGCAAGGAAGAAAACUAUCGCCUUCGACAUUAUCAGCAAGAUGGGUGGCGGCGGUGCGAAAGGCAAACCACAGUCUCAAACCGCAGGGUCGACGUUGACUGCGGCGGCAGGGAAUCCCGCGACGGCUGCCGCCAACGCAGCAGCAGCGGCACCACCACCACCGAACCCUUCUGCUUUGCAACAGGCCGAACAAGCCGUGGCUGACAUGGAGCGACUCGGUCGCAAUUUCAUCUCGCAGAUGCAGAUUGUCUCGAAUCGCCGCAAGCGCAUGCCGAAGCGCAAGUGGUAG